Molecule: messenger RNA, 729 nt
Organism: Trypanosoma rangeli
Lineage: Eukaryota; Euglenozoa; Kinetoplastea; Trypanosomatida; Trypanosomatidae
Product: nudix hydrolase
Exons: 1
Coding region: 1-729 (242 amino acids)
Biological process (GO): nucleoside phosphate metabolic process; ribose phosphate metabolic process
Molecular function (GO): hydrolase activity
Source: RefSeq, a predicted model, not a curated record
AUGAUGAGGGAGUAUGAAAGGAUAAAAUUAGAUGUUUUGCGCGAGAAUAGGUAUUUGCGCCUUUGCGAGAUUUCAUACAGGCCGGUGUCUCACGAUUCUUCUUUGGGAAGAGCAGAGGAACCUGUCAGUGUGGAUGGUAGGACGUGGGAGAUGGUGCAACGGACGGGUCUGCAGGGUUUUCCAGAAAGUUGCCCAUCAAAAAGGACUUCAUUUACUGUAGAUGGCGCGGAGAUAUGCGCCUUUUUGCGUCGUUCUGACGGGCUGUUCCUUAUUUUAGUUGCACAAUACCGUCCACCAUUAGAUGCCGUGGUGUGGGAGUUUCCUGCAGGGUUAGUUAACGACGGUGAAGAUGUGAAGAGUGCAGCCUUACGCGAACUGAAAGAAGAAACUGGUUAUGUUGCCACUGAAGAAAAUAUUAUAAGUGUGACGGAUGCGCUUUCUUAUGAACCUGGAAUGACUGAUUCCUGUUGUCAACUUGUGAGGGUACUUGUGGAUGGUGAAGAGGAGGUCAACCGCCGUCCAGCGCAGGAGUUAGACGAUGGUGAGGAUAUUGAGGUGAUUCUGCUUCCAUUGUCUUCAAAAAAGGCCGACAACGCCAGUGAAACUCCCCUGCAGUCGUUGAAUAAACUCUUGCAUGAAAAAAAGAAAAGUCAAACGCGGCUAAUUGUUGAUGCACGGUUAUACAUGUUUUUAGAUGGUCUUUCCCAAGCGAAGGCGGUGCUUUGGUAG